This is a messenger RNA of Drosophila guanche, 4685 nucleotides long. RefSeq names its product centrosomin (gene cnn). NCBI's taxonomy places the organism in Eukaryota, Metazoa, Arthropoda, Insecta, Diptera, Drosophilidae. The coding region runs from base 345 to 3824 and encodes 1159 amino acids. Gene Ontology annotation, cellular component: microtubule organizing center. The record is from RefSeq and is a predicted model, not a curated record. The transcript has 8 exons.
UUCAGUCAUUUAAGUUCUGGCUUUCGGUUUAUUUGGACGUAGAAGAUUUUGAAUUAAUUUCGCGCUGAUAUUCUACUCGUUUGCUGUGCUUGCGCUGUUCGUUAUAGUUCUACAUAUAUACACACUCAUAAAUACAUGUGCAUAUGUAAAUAAUAAGAAAACAAACUUGCAGUUGAAUUAAUCAAAAGCGUUGUCCCUAUCGUGCGUGUGUAUAUACAUAUUUGUAUAUAUAAGUGAAGAUAACAGUGAAGUUACAGAAUAUAUACAUAGUUUCUGCAACAGUGAACCAUAAAUAAUUACAAAUAAAAGUGCCCAAUGUGGAAGGAAACGUGAAAAACUCAACUAUGGCGGGCAUAUUUCGAUCAACGUCUCUAAAUAACUCAAAUGAAACACAGGGAUCGUCGCCGUACAAGCGCUUCUCAUUGAACUCGGCCAGCAACCCAUUUUGUUCCACCAGUCCCGGAGUCUUGCAAGAUGUCACCAUGGAUAACUCAUAUGCCAGUUUCGAUGCGGGCCGACUGCAGGGCGACAGCCAUUCGCCACUGGCCAGUGGUCGUUCGAUGCGGAACGUGGAGGAGCAGAUGUCGUCGCUGCGCAAGGAGAACUUCAAUCUGAAGCUGCGCCUCUACUUCAUGGAGGAGAGCCAGCUGGGGCACCAGCGCACAAACCAUUCGGGCGAGUCUCUGUCCAAGCAGUUGAUCGACGCCAAGAUUGAGGCCGAGGUGCUGCGCAAGACGGUCGAGGAGAAGACGGAGCUGCUGAAGGACGCCGCCCGGGCCAUAUCACUGCACGAGGAGAUGCAGCGUAAAGCGGAGGCCGAGAGCCAAGCGCUGAUCGAUGAGCUGCAGCAGCAUCUGCGCCACUACGAGGAAACGGAAAAUGCCGUUGAGCGAGACACCAGAGCGCUGCUGGAGGAAAAGCUAAAGCACUUGGACGCUGAGGUGCUGCGCUUGAGGCAGGAACUGGUCGAGGCCGGCCUGCGGCAGAUAGCCUGCCAGGAACAGCUGAAAUCGGCACAGGCCGAGCAUCAGGAGACGCUGUCCUCCUGCGAGGCCAAGAUCGAGGAGCUGGCCAUCAAGAACGCCGAACUGGUGGAGCAAAUCGAGAAGGACAAGCAGUGCAGCAGCGAGGCAAAUGCCAAGCAGGAGAUGGACGCCCAACUGGCGGACAACAUGUGCGAGCUACAGGAUGCGCAGGAGAAGCUAAAGGAGCGCGAACGCAUCCAUGAGCAUGCCUGCCGCACCAUACAGAAGCUGAUGCAGAAACUGAGCAGCCAGGACAAGGAGAUCAAGAGGCUCAAUCAGCUGCAGCAGCAGCCAGGUCAAAAUUCUGUUAAGAAAGAAGAGGAGAACAGUCAGGCCAGCAUAUCGCCAUUGGCAAGCUCUGGGCGUUCGCUGAGUGACAAUGAGGCUUGCUCUUUGGAAAUAUCCUCGGCCCUUAGGGAACAAUACGAGCACACGAUGGCCGAGCAGGAGCUGAAGAUCAAACAGUUGCAGGCGGAGGUUAAGAAGAAGACGGCAAAUCUACAGAAUUUGGUCAACAAGGAGCUGUGGGAGAAGAACCGCGAGGUGGAGCGUCUGACCAAAUUGGUGGCAGCCAACCAGCAGCAGCAGCUGCAGCAGCAGUCGCUGCCGCAAAUCAUCGAAGAUUCCAAUGGCUCCAUGGACUUACAGCAGUCCUUCACCGAACUGGAGUACACCAGGGCCCUGGAACGCAACAAGCUGCUGCAGCGCAAGGUGGACGUGCUCAUCCAUCGCCUGGGAGAGGAUCAGCAGAACAGUGCGGUGAUUGGACAACUGCGGCAGGAGCUGCGCCAGGUGCAGGCGGACGCUGAGAGCGCGAAUAAGUGGCGCCUCGAGUGCGCCGAUGUGUGUGGUGUGCUGACCAAUCGCCUGGAAGAGCUGGCCGGGUUCCUCAACUCGCUGCUCAAGCACAAGGAUGUGCUGGGUGCCCUGGCUGCUGACAGGCGGCACGCCAUGCGUCGUGCCGUCGACCGCAGUCUGGACUUGUCCAAGAGCCUCAACAUGACGCUGAAUAUCACUGGCACCUCGCUGGCCGAUCAGAGUCUCGCCCAGUUGUGUAAUCUAUCGGAGAUUCUGUACACCGAUGCGGAUGCCGAUGCCGAUGCUGAGGCCGAUGCCAGCCACAAGACGUUCAAUUCGCACGAGGAGAUACGCGCCGCUGCCUCUGCCGGCGCUGGUGCCACCAUCAGUCCCACAUUGGAGCAUCUGAAGGCCGAGAACAAGGCGCUGAAGCGGGAGCUGGAGAAGCGUCGCUGCACAGACGGACAGCAGCAGCAGCGCAAGGAACGCCGCUCCCUGCCCCUGCCCAUGCAGCAGCUAGACAACCAGAGCGAAUCGGAAGCCUGGUCCGAGCCGGACCGUAAGGUUUCCCUGGCCCGCAUCGGACUGGAGGAGACCUCCCACAGCCUGGCGACGGCCGAGCACCGAGCCAGCGAAUCGGAGAGUGAGGGGCGACGCGCCUGCUCAGCCAGACAGGAGCGCAGUCGCCACAGCGAGCGCAUUGCCCAGCUGGAGGAGCAGAUAGCACAGAGGGACGAGCGCGUGCUGAACGUUCAGUGCCAAAUGGUGGAUCUGGACAAUCGCUACAAGCAGGAGCAGCUGCGCUGCAUGGAGAUAUCCCAGCAAAUGGAGCAACUGCGAGCCCUCAAUGAGGCCCUGAAGGCCGAACUGCAGGCCAUAGGAACGCAGGAGGAUCAGCAGGUGGACGAGCUGCAACGUCUGGUUGAUUUAAAGACCAAGCAGAUCGAUCAGCUGGAGCUGGCCAAGAGCACAUUGACUGCAGAUGCGCAAGUCACAGACAUGGAGUUGCAGGCCGCACAGCAGAAGCUGCUCGAAAUGGAGCAACAACAUGCCGUGGCUGUGGACCAGGCGCAGGCUGAGUUGGCGCAACUGAAGCUGGAGGCAGCUCAGAAGCUCGAGGAGGUGCAACGCUUGCACCAGGAGGCGCUCGAGCGGGACUGGGUGGCGCUGAGCGUAUACCAGGAGCAGACACGGGAGCUGCUCGAGUUGCAGCGCUCCCUGGAGUACCACCAGGAGAACGAGAUCGAGCUGAAGCAGACACUCGUGGAGAACGAGCUGGCUACGCGCGCGCUCAAAAAACAGCUGGACGAAAGCACCCUGCAGGCCUCCAAGGCGGUCAUGGAACGUACCAAGGCGUACAACGAAAAGCUGCAGCUGGAGAAGCGCACAGAGGAGCAGAGGCUGCAGUUGGAGCUGCUCAAAAAUGGCCAGAAGCAGCGCCAGCCGCCAGCUCGUUCCAACAGCAGCGAUGUAUCGCAGUCGGGCUACACCUCGGAGGAGGUGGCAGUGCCAAUGGGACCACCAAAUGGCACUCACUCCACCGUACCAGCCAACAUGGCAGUGGUGGUGGGUCGCAUGAACAGCUCCUCGCCAGAUCUGGGCAUAGAGAGCGAUGCUGGGCGGAUCUCCAGCGUGGAUUUGUGUACGGCUACACAGCGGGCCAUACACACGACUGUGGAACUGAAUAAUGACACGCUGUCAGGUGUUAAAGAUGAACCCGUUUCGCCUGACACUGGGAAUGCAUUGAAUGUGUCCCAGCAACAGCAGCAGCAGUCCCCUGCAGCAGCCACAAUCGCACACGACUGUGCCAAGGUAGAUCAAGAAAAUGCUGAGUUGAGGCGUAAGCUAAUCCGCACCAAGCGCGCAUUCGAAGACACCUAUGAAAAAUUGCGUCUGGCUAACAAAGCAAAAGCACAAGUCGAAAAAGACAUCAAGAAUCAAAUACUAAAAACGCACAAUGUGCUGCGAAACGUACGCUCAAAUAUGGAGAAUGAGUUAUAACAAUUGAUUUGACGUCGUCGUCGUCGGUCACUACAUCAGCAUUAAUCGAAGAGAGCGAGAUUUGUCUUUGCUCAUCUCAUUUGUUACUAGACGUUUGCCAUUCUCCUUGCCAUACAUAAUCUGUUCUAUUCAUUUAUAUUUUGUCUGUUCCUCACGUUGCUAACAUGGUUUUCAUUGUAAUUUAUUUGAUGUGCCUGUAAGUGCAGCCAAACCGAACAAAUCAGAAUCGAAACAACGAAGCUAUUAGUACGAGCAUACCUUUUGCAUUUUCUAAAGACUGUAUAGGGAACACACACAAUAACGCUAACCACGAUCAAGAAGAUUUUAAUCACCCGUUUUAGCACACCCAACCCACAAGCGUUAACAACAAUGUUUAGAUGCCGACCGAAAUGUGUAUGUAACCAGGCAAUCCGGCGCACACUCAUUCAUAUUGAAUGACAUAUGUAUAGAAUAUGUAUAUAUAAAUAUCCGUAACCCCCUCUGUCCCGCAUUUGUACCUAAUCAUAAGAACAAACAUAUAUUAUUUUGUCCAUAUUUGUGUGCCCAAUAACCCAUCGAUUGCAUGUAGCUACAGAGUGUGUUUGCUUAAUCUUUAUUACUCUUAACAUUUGCUUUCUUUUCUUCAAUCCUACCGCUCGGAAUCCCCGAUUUCAGUUGAUCAUCGAAACGGAUAUUGAAAUAAUUGUUUGAUUUGUCCAACCAAUUGGUCGUUGCCAAUUUUGAAGCCUCAUUUUGUACAAUGUGUAAAAAGUAACUCCGCGCGCUGUCCCCUCACGCAGUGGAGUUUGGAUGAACAAUACCUAGAAUCUUAAGUCAUUUGUACCAUGUCGUUUUGUGGAAUAAAAUAUUUCGUUAGAAGAA